Molecule: messenger RNA, 711 nt
Organism: Drosophila grimshawi
Lineage: Eukaryota; Metazoa; Arthropoda; Insecta; Diptera; Drosophilidae
Exons: 2
Coding region: 1-711 (236 amino acids)
Source: RefSeq, a predicted model, not a curated record
AUGGUCUUGGUCAGAGAUUCAACUGGCACCUACAGACUAGGCCGUGCUCUACUGGACUCGUGUUCGCAAGAACAGAAGCAUUCUACAACUGGGCCCAUGCUCCAAAAGACACUGUUUGGUUGGGUAGUGACAGGAAAGUCUCAUCCGCAACAGUCUCGAGAGCUUGCUGCUAGUUUUAAGCUUGAUGCCACUUCAAUUGACGAUCACAUUAAACGCUUAUGGGAAAUUGAAUCAUUUGAAACAUCAAAGGUGCUGUUGAAACCAGAACAUCGAGCUUGUGAGGAACACUACGUAAAAACGACUGUUAUAAAUGACAGUGGUCGCAUUGUUGUAAGGCUGCCGUUUAAGAACAAUCCCAGUCAACUUGGUCAUUCAUUCGACAUAGCACGCCACAGAUUUCUCAGCUUGGAACGCCGUUUGGCACAAUCUUCGGAACUUCGCUUACAGUAUUGUCAAUUCAUGGAGGAGUAUGAACGUUUGGAAUAUAUGUCGCUGGUCACAGAACCAAACUUAUCGGAACCUCACUACUCCAUACCUCACCAUUGCGUUUUGAAGCCCAGCAGCGAAUCCACAAAGCUUCGAGUGAUCUUCGAUGCCUCGUGUCGAACAUCCAAUCAAACUUCGCUCAAUGAUCAUUUACUUGUCGGCCCGACUCUCCAAGACGAUUUAUAUUUGCUGUUGUUGCGUUUCAGAUUACAUCACCAGUCAUAA